AUGUACAAGUGUGUCAAGAAGGGCUCCUGCAUGAUUUGGAAUGCAGAAUUAACCAAAGCUAGAGAAUACCUUUCCCCUCAUAUUGAUACACUUCCAAGAUUUGCUUUUGAAUUUGCAAGUAUUGAUGCCUAUAUUGCUGGAAUUUCUGGAGAGAGACAAGAAUGUCAUUCUGCUUUUGAGAAUUUAGAGAAGGCUGAACAAUGUCUUGCGAAUUGUUACAGAAAGGAAGAUGUAUUGAAAAUGAUUGAAUCGAUUAAGAAAAUGAAUGAAGAAUGUGACAAGGAAUUGUCAUCCUCCAACAAACAAUGGUUAUAUGAUUCGUGUGACAAGUGCCAUCCCAAUUAUGUAGAAUUGAAAGAAAUGACAGCUGAACAACAAUUAUUCAACUUUGAAUUGGAUUUAAAGUUGGUCAAUGCUGAGAAUCAUUUCUUGAGAGGAUUACUUCAAUUCUUGAAUGGGUCGUAUUUUAAAGGUUUUUACAAUUUUAGAAAAUCUUAUUUGAAGUAUAAGGAAGUUUACAAUCAAGUCGAAUCUCUCAAGAAUGAAACGAAACAGAGUUCACAAUUCGUUCAUAGUGAUGUCCUAAUAGGUUCCUAUCUUGGUAUCGGAGUCUUUAAUUUCCUCAUCUCUGUCUUACCUCCCACUCUUGCCAAAAUUCUCAGUGUAUUGGGAUUCGACGCCGAUCGAGAAUUAGGUCUCUCUCUCAUGCACAAAACUCAUGACUAUGCAGGAUUACAUUUAGGACCAGCCUCCUUCAUGCUCUGUAUCAAUUACUUGUUCAUUCCAAGAGCUUUCGAAGAGAGAUCCAUCAAUUUGAAUCGUGUGAAACCCAUUUUAGAACAUGUCACACAUGUCUACAGUGAGAGUGGUUUCUUUAAAUUCAUUCAAUCACACUAUGAAAUGAAAUGUGGAAAUAUGGAAUUGGCUCUUCAACACAUGACACAAUGUGUGAAUAUCAUGAAACGAGAGACUGGUUCCACUCCAAAUCAACACUUGUUUGAAAAAAGCAACAUGCUCAUGUUGUCAUGUCAAUUCGAGAAGGCUCACAUUCAACUUGAAGAAAUGCUGUCAAAUACGUCACGACAAUUUGAUUCGAAAGGAAAUUGUGCCUUCUUUUUGAUCGUUUGUAAGAUUUUCCUUGGAGAUGAGAAGGGAGCUUUGGACAUGAUGAAUGGAAAGAAUGGAAUGCCACCUUUGGAAACCUACAUGACUUCAUCGAACAAAUUUGCAAAGGAAAAAUUGGAAUUGUUGAAACAUGUGAAAAGUGACAGGACCAAAUUAUUAAUACCCAUCUUGUUCUUUUUCCAAUUAGCAUAUUUGAAAAGAGAUUUGGCCAAUCUCAAACCUCAAUAUUUGAAACCAUUGCAUGACUUGUUCAUGAAACAUUUCUGUAAUUGCAAUCAACCUCACGAGUUAUUGGAACCAAAAGUCUUUUCCGAAGAAGAAGAACAAUCAAAAGUUUAUGGAGAUUUAUGUGCAGGAUAUUGUGUCAUUCAUGCUCAAACGUUGAACGUCUUGGGACAGAAUGAACAAGCCAUGAAAUUAUUCAAGAAAGCUCUUUCGUAUGAAAACAAAAUCAAAUAUGAGAAACAAUGGAUUGCAUUUUCAUAUUAUGAAUUGGCUGAAUAUUUAUAUUUACAUGGAGAGAAGCAGAAGAAGAAUCAAAUGAAAGGAGGUCAAGAUUUGAAAGUGCAACAAUGCCAGGAACAAGUGAAAGAAUAUUUAACACAAUGCAACAAGAUGAGUGGAUUUCCAUUUGAGGAAAUUUUACACACACGAUCAAAGUUGGCACUGAAACAAAUCGAUCAAGAAAUGAACAAGGUGUAA
Molecule: messenger RNA, 1827 nt
Organism: Naegleria lovaniensis
Lineage: Eukaryota; Heterolobosea; Eutetramitea; Acrasida; Naegleriidae
Exons: 2
Coding region: 1-1827 (608 amino acids)
Source: RefSeq, a predicted model, not a curated record